Molecule: messenger RNA, 4594 nt
Organism: Hyla sarda
Lineage: Eukaryota; Metazoa; Chordata; Amphibia; Anura; Hylidae
Product: macrophage mannose receptor 1-like
Exons: 30
Coding region: 150-4445 (1431 amino acids)
Molecular function (GO): signaling receptor activity
Source: RefSeq, a predicted model, not a curated record
CCUCUUUAUGUGAUGUCCCAUGUGACAGGAUAUUGCUCUAUUAUAUAGACACCACAUUUUAGACUAUUUUCACUCUUCUCUUAGUGGACGGUAACCGGACUAGUUUGUUGUAGUUUUAUUCACAUUGAAAGAUUAUUGAGAUAUUUUCAAUGGCUGGUUUCAUAUUACUUGCACUUUUAUGCCUAUUUUGGCCUUCUUGCCUGCUGGGUGCCAAAACAUUUCUAAUCUACAAUGACUCCAGCAAGCAAUGUUUACAAGCAGAGAAUUCUGGGCUCGUCAUGGUUGAAUGUAAUGAAAAGUCUACAAUGCAGAAAUUUCAAUGGAUUUCUGAAGAUCAGCUUAUAAAUGUGGGGACAUCACAAUGUCUGUCUGUAUCAUCUCUAGUAGAAGGGUCAGCAGUGACGCUGAAUACAUGUGAUGGCAAAAGUGGUCUCCAAAAAUGGGAAUGUAAGAAUGAGACUUUCUUUAGCGUCCUAAAAGUUGAUCUUUACAUGACCGACAGAGAUAGAGGAAAAGUUGUUCUCUCUUCACAACCAAAAGACGGGAGUCGAUGGAAAAUCUAUUCAACUGAUGAUGAUUUAUGUGUUAAUUCUUAUGAAGAAUUAUACACUUUAGAAGGAAAUAGUAAUGGUCAGCCCUGCAAGUUCCCUUUCAAGUUUGAUAACAAGAUUUAUGUAGACUGCACAACUGCUGGGCGAUCUGAUGGAAGAUUCUGGUGCUCUACAACUUCAGAUUAUGAAACGGACAUGUUGUUUGGAUUUUGUCCUCCUAAAUCCACAUCUGACAGCUUUUGGAAAACAGAUCCUAUUAGUGGUGUCUUCUAUCAGACUAACUCCCAUUCAGCCCUCACCUGGUACCAAGCGAGAAUAAGCUGCCAGCAACAAGAUGCAGAACUGCUGAGUAUAACUGAACUACAUGAACAAGCCUACAUCUCAGGAUUACUGAAUGGUCUCACCUCAGCCUUAUGGAUUGGGCUCAAUAGUCUGGACGUUAAUGGUGGCUGGAGAUGGGACGGUGGAGGUCCUUUUAGAUAUCUCAACUGGCUUCCAGGAAAUCCAUCAGACGAACCUGGUGCAAACUGUGUAGCGGUAAAUCCUGGAAAAAUCACAAAGUGGGAAAGCAAGGAAUGCAAACAAAAACUGGGCUAUAUCUGUAAGAAAGGCAACAGCAAGUCCUCAGAGGUCCCCUCUCCAGGGACCAGUGAACCCACAUUUUGUCCUUCAUCAUGGACUCCUUAUAAUGGAUACUGCUAUUACCUAGUUCAUGAAAAUAAGAUUUGGAAGGACGCCUUGUCAUCUUGUAGAAAAGAAGAGAGUGAUCUUGUAAGUGUGCACAAUAUUGAAGAAGCAAGUGCUAUAGCCUCACAGUUUCAGUUCGGAGAUGCAGAGUAUGUUUGGCUUGGGUUGAAUGACUUGAAGACUCAGCUAUUGUUUGAAUGGAGCGAUGGAUCUCCAGUGACGUAUACGACAUGGCAGAGAGGAGAACCAUCUCACCUCAAUAGCAGAAAAGAGGAUUGUGUUGCAUUAUCCACUAAGGAUGGACAAUGGGCGGACAAGAUAUGUGAGAAAAUGUUCCCAUAUAUGUGCAAAAGAAAAUCCCUGCAGAGUCACCAAGGGCCAGUUAUCGAUGAUCACCCUGGAUGUGAUGAGGGUUGGAGGAGACACGGCUUCUAUUGUUAUCUAAUUGGUGAAUCCCUUAGUACAUUUGCAGAAGCUAACAGCACAUGUAACCAUCAUGGAGCCUUUCUGAUGACUAUUGAGGACAGGUUUGAACAGUCCUAUAUAACAAGUCUGAUUGGGUUAAGACCCGAAAAAUAUUUCUGGACCGGGCUCUCUGAUACGGAGGAUAAGAACACUUAUAAAUGGGCCAACGGGCAAGAGGUUUUGUAUACACACUGGAACGCACACAUGCCUGACAGAAGACAGGGCUGUGUAGCUGUGAGAACAGGAAACGAAGCUGGAUUAUGGGAUGUUAUAAUCUGUGAAGAAAAGACUAAGUAUGUGUGCAAAAAGUGGGCCCAAGGAGUGACACCACCGCCACCCAUCCCGACAACAACAGCAGAACCAACGUGUCCAAGUAAUUGGAGUUCACUAGGCCAUGCAUGCUACAAGUAUUACUCUUCAAGUGAUCAUGAAAAAAAGACCUGGUCUGAAGCAAGAGAUUUCUGCAGAGCUAUAGGAGGUGACUUGCUCAGUAUCACCAGCGAGGAGGAUGAGAUUGUUGUCCUUCGUACAUUGGGAUUCUGGAACUUUAAACCCGUGUGGAUCGGUCUAGUGCUCAACAAUUUGGAUGAAGGUUUUACGUGGUCAGAUGGUAGCCCAAUGAAUUUUAAAAAUUGGUACUUUUCGGAACCAAACAAUGUUGGUGGGAAAGAGUUCUGUGGCAUUCUGAAUGGCAAUGGUUGGCAUGAUGUACCCUGUGAAGAAGGAAGGCCAUGGAUUUGUAAGCUAAAAAAAGGAGCGGUAUUAAAGGAAGAACCAAAACCUAUUGAAUAUGAAUUUACAAGUGACGGCUGGCUAAUCUACAAUGGCAGCCAAUACUACGUUAGCGAGGAUGAAGUUCCGAUGGAGAAAGCGCAAGAAUUUUGUAAUCGCAAUUUUUCGCAUCUUGUCACCAUUAACAGUGAAUCUGAACGGAAAUUCCUCUGGAAAUAUACUUUAAGCAAAAGAGAAGAACAAUCUUAUUAUAUUGGCCUCCGUUUGGGACUGGAUAAAGAGUUUAAGUGGAUGGAUGGUUCUCCAAUUGACUUUGUUGCCUGGGAUUCUACCCAACCUGACUUUUACAAUUAUGAUGAAUUUUGCACUGAGAUGAAAUCAUCCAAUGGACUUUGGUGUGACAUAAAUUGUGGUUAUCCCAAAGCAUUUAUCUGUGAAAGGACAAAUAGUUCCAGCAAUGCAACAUUUACCCCAGCUAUUCCUGCACCAGACGGUGGAUGCCCAUCAGAUUGGCUUUUAUUUGGAGAUAAGUGUUAUGGAAUAUUUGGCACAGGAGAGGAUGAAGGAGUUCACUGGGAUAACGCUAGACGUGAAUGUCAGUCCUUAGGAGGAAAUCUGGCCACCAUAAAUGAUGAUUUGGUACAAUCUUUUUUGAUGUCUAAUUUAAAAAACAUCAUGGUUGAUGUGUGGAUUGGAUUACAUAACCUGGCUAAGACAAACAAUUUUGUUUGGGCGGAUCAAAGUGGAGUGUAUUUUACCAACUGGGCCAACGGUCGGCCAAACCGCUUUUCUUGGAAUCCUAUUGACUCUGAAUGCGUGGCUUUGCAACGUGGGGGUUUAUUGAACGCUGGUACCUGGAUUGACACGGAUUGUAGUCUGAACAAAGGAUACAUCUGCCAGAAAUAUAAGGAUCCAAGUUUUCUGGUUAUUCCAACCACUCCUUCUGCUCAUGGCUACUAUAACUAUGGAGAUGCCAGAUACAAGUUUGAUAAAACCAAGAGGAGUUGGGACGAAGCGCGUCAGGAGUGCCUGAAGGAUAAUUCACAGCUAGCCAGCAUCUUAGACGAGUACACCACAUCUUUUCUAAAACUUCACUUGGUCAAACAUAAGGAGCCUUUUUGGAUCGGCCUAUACAGUAGCAAUGAGACUAAAAACACAUAUAAAUGGGUUGAUAACUGGAAAGUGCGCUACACAAAAUGGGCGGCUGAGGAGCCAAGCAAAGACCUUUCCUGUGUAUAUGUGGAUACGGAUGGACAAUGGAAGACAUCAUCUUGUAAUGAGAGUUAUUCUUCAAUCUGCAAACAAACAGAUGUUGUUCCUCCCACUUACCUACCUGAAACACCUGGGGCAUGCCCAAACACAACAUCAAAGAUCUGGAUUCCCUUUCGUAACCAUUGCUAUUUGUUUGAAUCAUCUUCCUCUAAAAAGUGGUCUGAUGCACAAUUACAAUGUCUUUAUUAUGGUGCCAGUUUAACUUCAAUUGAGGAUUCAAUGGAACUGGAUUUCCUCCUCCAUCAUACUGAGUUACUCAGUGACCGGCAAAGUAUAUUUUGGAUUGGACUAUACAAGAAUGUGGAAGACAAAUGGCUUUGGUUGGACAGUACACCAAUUGACUUUGUAAACUGGAACAAUGAAGAACCUCCCAAAGACUUGUUUACAAAGUGUUUGAUGAUGAAUGCUAUAACAGGAACAUGGGACACUAAAUGGUGCCAAUUCAUGGAAGGGUACAUAUGUAAGACAUUAAAAACUCCACUGCCCACAGAAAAGAUACCAGAGAUACAAGAAGCGAAGCCCUCAUAUGGCAUGCCCAUUGGUGGGGUCAUCCUGGUCAUACUUAUUAUUGCCAGCGCGGCUAUCGCAGUUUUCUUCGUUUACAGGAGGAAAUGGAACAAGUCACAAUCAGGCAAUGGUUUUAAUAACAGAAUAUACCUGGACAGUAGCUGUGAAGCUGGGACACAAGAUGCAAACGUCUUAAUUGAAAAUAUUGUACAAAGUGAACAUGAAGAUUAAUUCAUAUAUAAUCCAACCGUCACUGCACAAUAAUAUCCAGGCUCAUAUAUAAUCCCAUAUACAAAGAAUAAAUAAGACAGGUACAUGCUCCAAACCAUUACAAAAAUGAUGUAAAAAAAAUAACAGUAAGCAAGUUAUUGUAAAAUAGG